AAAUUAGGUUGUAAUAAUGAAUGACAAUCAAAGUGGGAUCUUAAAAGCCAUUCAGUUUUGCUACACAUCAGUGGAAAAUUCAUGUCCUAAACAAGAGCAUUCAAUCACAGCUCGUGUUCUCAUGUAUAUGACUCUAUGGACAAUAACUACAGUCACUCUAUGUGGAAACCUGUUGGUAAUCAUCUGCAUUUCUCAUUUCAAGCAGCUUCACACUCCGACAAACUUUCUCACCCUGUCUUUGGCAGCUGUCGACUUUCUGCUUGGAGGGCUUGUAAUGCCACCCAGCAUGAUCCGAACUGUUGAAUCCUGUUGGUAUUUUGGGGACUUCUUCUGCAAGUUUCACACCAGUACAGACAUCAUGCUCUGCUCAAACUCCAUUUUGCACUUGUUUUUCAUUUCAGUUGACCGCUAUUAUGCUGUGUGUUGUCCACUGACAUACAACAGUAGAAUCACUCUAGCAUUAGUUAGCAAAGUUAUUUUUAUUAGCUGGUUUCUAUCAGCCACGUUUGGAUUUAGUAUUUUGUUUCUAGGAAUUAACAUUAAAGGUAUAGAAAAUUUUUAUGAACAGGCUAUUUAUUGCGUUGGGAGCUGUACAUUUAUACAAAAUCAGGUGUCAGGACUGGUUACCACCUUAAUAUCAUUUUAUAUACCUGGUUUUAUUAUGGUAGUUAUCUAUCUUAAGAUUUUCAUUGUCGCAAGGAGACAGGUGAGAUCUUUGAAAGAAAUUGCUGAGGACAGGAACAAAACUGCAGUAAGGAAAAGAGAAACAAAAGCUGCAAAAACCUUGUCAAUAGUGGUUGGUGUAUUUCUCACAUGCUGGUUGCCAUUAUUCCUCAGCAGCAGUAUCGACUUAUAUGUGAAUUACUCGACUCCGGCUUUAGUAGCAGAAAUUCUAAUAUGGUUUGCUUAUUUAAAUUCAACUUUCAAUCCACUAAUUUAUGCAUUCUUUUACACAUGGUUCCGAAAAGCUGUCACAAUUAUUAUACUCGGGGAACUUUUUAAAAGCAACUCAUCAUUAACAAAGCUUUAUACGGAGUAAAUGAAUAUAGUAAAGUUGCUUUCAAUUUUAUUAUGUUAGAUAUUUUAGAAACUUUUAAUGUCACUUGUUAUUAAAGAAAACUCAUUCAUAAGCUUGACAAAGCAAAAUGUACUUUAGUAUUUGUUUAUGAGGUAUCCUACUAUCUGUGAAUUGUACUUUAUGUAAGGGUUUACCUUGAAGGCAAAAAAGUUGUAAUGUGCAAUUAAUGCUGUUUUAAAACCUUUUAAUAUAUAUAAAAUAUGAAUGUUUAAAAUAAUCUAUAUAAUGUA
Molecule: messenger RNA, 1308 nt
Organism: Erpetoichthys calabaricus (reedfish)
Lineage: Eukaryota; Metazoa; Chordata; Cladistia; Polypteriformes; Polypteridae
Product: trace amine-associated receptor 1-like
Exons: 1
Coding region: 17-1039 (340 amino acids)
Biological process (GO): G protein-coupled receptor signaling pathway
Cellular component (GO): membrane
Molecular function (GO): trace-amine receptor activity
Source: RefSeq, a predicted model, not a curated record